AUGCAGACCAUCCACGGCGGUUUCAGGAUUCCCGUCGUCCAGAGCAACCGGUCUUCGGACCCCAGCCGCAUGACCGAAGCAGCUCUCAGGGACCUGCAGGAGCGCAUGGCUGAGGUCGAUUUCAUCCUCGUCGACGAGUUCUCCAUGGUGGGUCAGGACAUUCUCGGCCUCAUGAGCGCGAGGGGAAAACAGGCCGUGGAGGGGCGGAGGGGAGAUGGAAUAGAGGACUUCCGCCAAGACGUAUUCGGAGGCCUGAGCAUCAUCCUCGUCGGCGACCCAGCGCAGCUUCCUCCGGUCGGGGCUAGACCGUUGUGGAAACACAAUCCUUCCACGGGCGGCCUCAGCAUGCAAGGACUGCAAGCGUGGCUGUCGAUGAACAACGCCGUCGAGCUCACGCAGGUCAUGCGCCAGCAAGGUCCGGAGCAGGCCGCCUUCCGCGACACACUACUGCGUAUCGCCGAGGGCAUGCAGACCGCAGACGACUGGGACGUACUCAAGCGAAGGUUCAUCGCCGCGGUGGGGGCUGCAGAACGCGAAACCUUCGACGACGCUGUUCACAUCUUCCCCACGAACGCCCUCGCCGACGACUGGAACUGGCGGCGGUUGAACUCUCUAGGAACCCCCAUCGCGAGAAUCAACGCCACUCACACCAUCCACGGCUACAACGCGGUGUCCUCCGAAAGGUUCAGGGGAUUGCAAUCGCACAUCUUCCUCGCCAUCGGCGCGCGUGUGUUCGUCCACAACAUCGUUUGGGUCUCUGCCGGCCUUGCCAACGGAGCCGUCGGGGAAGUGGUGCACAUGCAGUGGGCAGAGGGCCAAACGCCGCCACAACUGCCGGAGGUCGUGUGGGUUCGCGUGGAGAACUACCGGGGUCCUCAAUACUUCGAGCAACCACUCCGGAGGGACUGGGCCGACGGCGAAAUUGACCUCACGAACCUCUGCCCCAUCGCCCCCAUGGACGUCAUGGAUGAUCAACCACCCACGGGUCGCCGGAGAGGUGACGGCACCUCCAUCGCCCGCUGCUUCAGGAUGCAGUUGCCCUUGAUGCUCGCCUUCGGUAUCACCAUCUACAAGAGUCAUGGCAACACCUUGCUACGCUGCUCCUUGGACAUCGGAGCAAGCGAAAGGAGCGACGGACAAUCCUUCACUGCCUUCAGCCGGUGCCGUACGCUGGAGAACAUGCUCCUCGAGCCCUUCUCCCUUGAGCGCUUCCUCAAAAUAGGCGACAGCCGUUCCUUCCAGUCACGACUCAACGCCAUCGACCACGUGCGGACAGUCGAGGACCGUACACGUCGUCAGCAUGGCUUGCCGCCCAUCGUCAGAACCGCUCGGCCCCCGAGGACACGACGGAGGGCGGGCCGCGGAGGAGGGGGGCGAGGAGAUGGGGGGAGGCAGGGGGGAGUGCAAGGCGGCCGUGGUGGACGGGGUCGCGGGGGGCAGGGCCGAGGCCGGCGUGGGACGGAGAGGCCAGACCUUUCUAUCCCUCCAGCCGUCGUUUCGUGGGAGGUAUACGCGGUUCGCCAAAUGCAGAACUCCCACACAGACUCCUGGGUGUACGUACCCUUCCUCCUCGACGCUUUUGGCGUAGAUCGAUAUGUGCUCUUCGAUUAG
Messenger RNA from Ectocarpus sp. CCAP 1310/34, 1611 nucleotides. The record is from the annotation of a GenBank genome assembly. NCBI's taxonomy places the organism in Eukaryota, Phaeophyceae, Ectocarpales, Ectocarpaceae.